Juglans regia (Persian walnut) is the source of this 1945-nucleotide messenger RNA. RefSeq names its product sorting and assembly machinery component 50 homolog B-like. The transcript has 4 exons. Bases 117 to 1733 code for a protein of 538 amino acids. Gene Ontology annotation, cellular component: outer membrane; SAM complex. The record is from RefSeq and is a predicted model, not a curated record. Lineage: Eukaryota; Viridiplantae; Streptophyta; Magnoliopsida; Fagales; Juglandaceae. Gene Ontology annotation, biological process: protein insertion into mitochondrial outer membrane.
CAGACCGCCGUUAAAUCCUAAUAUCAAUGGCACUACCCCGCAGCUGUCACCACUAUUCGACGCAAUUCACCGCCGCCGCUCCCAACUCUCUCGCCGUCUCUCUCUAAUCGCGCGGAAUGGAAAACUCUGUCGAGGAAAAACAAGCACGAACCCUGCCGAACCCUAACCCCGACCAAGAUGAACACCUAGACCCUUCAGAUGCCAAGGAAGAUGAAAACGACGUCGUGGACGACGACGAAGAAGAGGACGAAGAUGAAGUAGAGGAGCAAGAACCGCCAUCGAAGCCCCUAUCCCGAGAGGCCCAACUACGCGCCCAUAAAUCUAAAAUGGACGACCUCUUCCGCCGAAUGCAGACCGAGAAGGUCAAUCUCCGAGUCCACGACGUGUUGAUCAAGGGCAACACCAAGACCAAGGAGUGGCUUAUCGAGGCCGAGCUGGAGGGCUUGAAGAGUGCCACCACGCUGCAAGGGCUGCUCGAGGCGGCCGGGAUUGCCAAUGCGAGGCUUCAGCAGUUCGAUAUUUUCGAUUCCGUUAGGGUCACGCUCGAUUCGGGCCCGCCGGAACUUCCCGGGACCGCCAACGUCAUUGUAGAGGUCGUCGAGACCAACAACCCUCUCUCUGGGGAGUGCGGCGCUUACAUGAAGACCACGGCUAGAUCUUGGACCGUUGAAGGUUCUCUCAAGUAUAAAAACUGGUUCGGUCAUGGGGAUGUUUGGGAUGGGUCAGUGGCAUAUGGUCCUAACCAAACAUCAGAGGUCAGUGCUGGUGUGUUUUUGCCCAGAUUCAAAGGAUUGUUAACUCCUGUGCUGGUACGAGUAUCCCUGCUAUCCCAAGAUUGGCAAGAGUUCUCUUCUUAUAAAGAACGACUGUUGGGCCUUUCUCUUGGAUUGCUUUCCACCAGGCACCAUGACUUAGUAUACAACCUUGGAUGGCGUACCUUAACGGAUCCAUCAAAAAUGUCAUCCAGGUCGGUAAGGAGGCAGCUUGGACAUAGUUUGCUUUCAUCUUUAAAGUACACAUUUAAGAUUGACAGGAGGAAUUCAUCUGUGAGGCCUAUUAAAGGAUAUGCUUUUGUUUCUACCACUCAAGUAGGUGGCCUUGCACCAGAUCACAGGAGCUUGCGGUUUUUGCGUCAGGAGUUAGAUCUUCGUUAUGCUGUACCCUUUGGCUUUUAUCAUGCUGCACUCAACUUUGGGAUCUCCGGUGGUGUUAUAUUUCCAUGGGGCCGUGGAUUUUUGGACAAGCCAUCGCCCUUGCCUGAAAGAUUCUUCCUAGGGGGUGAUUUCUCUCCAAUUUGCACUUUAGGAGGCCCAACAACUGUGUGGGGAUUUAAGACAAGGGGAUUGGGACCUACAGAGCCGCGAAGGCAAAUUAAAGAUAAACCUAAUGAUGAGAAUUCUGAUUUUCCUGGAAGGGAUUUUCUUGGAGGAGACCUUGCUGUUACUGCUUUUGCAGACCUUUCUUUUGAUCUUCCAAUUAAGUGGUUAAGAGACCGAGGAAUCCAUGGGCACAUUUUUGCUGGUGCUGGAAACCUUGCUAAACUGACAGAGAAUGAGUUUUGGAAUUUCUCUUUCCGUAAGUUCCUAGAGUCAUUCCGAAGCUCUGUAGGAGUUGGGAUUGUUGUCCCCACAAAACUUUUCCGCCUAGAGGGCAACUUCUAUUACAUAGUCAAGCAACAUGAUCAUGACCGUGGCAAGACUGGCUUUCGGUUUAGCUUCUCUGCUCCAUCGUAGAAUCUGGAAGUUCUUCCAGGAAGAUUGAGGUGACGCAUAGAAGGAUGAGAUUUCAGGUACCCAAAAAAAAGUUUUUUCCUAAAAUUUUUUUAUUGUUUGACAACUCUCAGUUUGGACUGGGAAUGUUAUUUGUACUUUGAAAUCUAGACUUGAAGUCCAGAAAGCAUGGUAUUUCUGAAAUUGAGGAAAAUAAAGUUUCAGGUGUUGGCAUA